This is a messenger RNA of Pectinophora gossypiella (pink bollworm), 2578 nucleotides long. RefSeq names its product protein naked cuticle homolog (gene nkd). Bases 237 to 1508 code for a protein of 423 amino acids. Gene Ontology annotation, biological process: negative regulation of Wnt signaling pathway. Gene Ontology annotation, molecular function: calcium ion binding. Gene Ontology annotation, cellular component: cytoplasm. The transcript has 5 exons. The record is from RefSeq and is a predicted model, not a curated record. NCBI's taxonomy places the organism in Eukaryota, Metazoa, Arthropoda, Insecta, Lepidoptera, Gelechiidae.
CUCCAUCCAUCAGUCAGUCACUCGCAGACACGCACGCGGGACGGUCGCGCGCUUGCUCUACGCGACACAACUUCACGCGGACAACUAGGUCACAGCUUUCGUAGUGCGAUACACGAGGAAACUUACACCCCCAGUGUUGUGAAUGAUCGCAGUGGCAGUGAAUUGAAUUUAUUCGUGGUGAAUAACAAGCUUGCGGCCCUUUUGAAGUGUGCGGGAUGCGUGCGUGAGCGCAGCGCAUGACGUGCUACGAAACGUUGAGAGCUCCGGCACCCGCCGCUGACGCCCCCAUGGCGCACCACUUCGUCAAGUGGUGGCGCAACAAGUUUAGAAAUGGAUACAAGAAGUUUAGCAUUGGUACGGAAAGCGAGCGUACGGAUACGGAGGAAUUAGUGGGCAGGGCUGCGUCGCAGUGUUCUGCGCCACCCGACCUGCUGCCGAGCGAGGCUCGUGCGCUGCUGCAGCCCACCACCCCUCCACCCCGCGCCCCGCCGGUCAAGACUCAUGAGCCCACCUACAAGUCUCCACCCUCCCCCGCGCCCGCCGACAACCAUGACGACAAACCCAGACUCCGCUUUGAGGAAUUGACGUGCGAUGUAGAGCUGCAACAUCCAGAACCAUCCAAACAACAACCGCUGCAGUUCUCCUUCACUCUUUAUGACCUCGACGGACACGGAAGGAUGACAAAAGAUGACAUAGCCGGAAUUGUGUCGACGAUAUACGAGUCUAUAGGCAAGUCGGUAACUGUGCCGCACUACGGCUCGAAAACCAUACAAGUGCGACUAACGGUCGUGCCGGAAGACGGGAGCUCGCGGAGUCAACGCGAGCGACGCGACGCCAGGCGGCGCCGGCGGAAAGAACCGGCACAGACGGCACCGACUCCACCAGAGUGUGAGCAUACCGAUGAGGACCAGAGAGAGAGACUGUCCCACGACGACGACGUCUCCUCAAAGUCCUCGUGCUCAGGUGACCGCAGACUGCCCCAGCGACCCGCUCCCACCCAUCACCGAUCACAUCGACACACGCGGAAAGAACACCGCGAACGCAGACACACUAAGAAGCGAUCUGGAAGUUUACAAAGACGUGAACUACUCGAAAUCAUUCAGGCCAACAUGGAAAAGAACCAUCUGAGCUUUCAAGCUUCGAGAAAGCCCCCUGAACCUGUAGCCAAUGAAGAAGAGAUAACGAGUAAAUAUCAAAAGCUUCGCAACAGAUCGUACACGGUCAGCGAGAAGCCCUUGAAUGCAUUCCAAAAACUAAAAUCUGAAAAUCCGGGCAAUGGAUAUCUGGAUUUAGCGAGUGGCGGCGAUUCAAAUUUGUGUAGAUAUGAUCGCUAUUUACACGCGGUGAUUUGUUCGUCAGCUCGACACGCGCACACAGGGUACCACCAGAAGCAGGCGCAGACGCCGCGGCCCGCCCGCGCUGCCCACGCGCCUCACCCCAGGUCUCGCUCUCACGACCUCCCCACGCAAGCCCAGCAACCCCGAGUAUUGCAAAUAAUAUUCUUAUAGAACUCAAGAAAGGACAUCGUCGGCAACGGCUAUGUCCUUUUCACGUGUUGAAAGCAUUGUGGAGUGAUGAGUGAAAUGUGAGUUACCAAGCGAAGAAAAUUGGCGGACAUUCAAUAGUUGUAAUAUUAACCUAGUAAUAGCUAUGUAGUCAUUAAUCAGUAUUUAUUCAAAACGGGGUAUUUAUGACAAAAAAAUAUAACCGUUUCUGGCUCAAGACGUAACAUUUUCUAACACUUUGUCUUAGUAUGUAUAUCAAGAUAUAACAGGGUGACUGAUAAGCUUGGUACUCGGAAUUGAUUUGUGUGGAGGGUGAAUCUUUUCUCUAUUUGUAAGGGUACAGGUUUAAAAUUGUCAACACCAGAAAGACGAAGAAAAGCCUGUGAUUAUUUGUAAACUGUAUGUUGGUAGACUUAUAUUCGUUAUCUAACAUAUUGAAUGUCAAGUGCCUUGAAUUAGAUUUUGGUACGAGUUAAAAUCUCCAGAUGUGUGCUUUGGUUAUAUUCCCGGUUUAUAACGUAAUGUAUACGGCUAGUGUAGCUGUUUCUAGAUUAUUAUACUUAUAUUGUAAAACUCAUUAUAGAGUUUAGACUGAUUUUAGUUUUAAGUGUUAGGUGCUCAGAAGACGAAAGUUUAUAACAUGUUAGUGACUGUUUGUUAGUACUUAAUUAUGGUUGCUGUCUUCACUAUUAGCCUACUUUACCAGACCUACAGGCAACCAUAAACUUCGUUCUCAAGCUCUGACGAAAUCUGACUCAAUCUAAUACUUUCGGUCUAAGCUUUCGGUACAUUACCAAUAUCAGUAUUCAUUAUUCUAAGAAAAUUAAAUGAACGAAUCUCUUGAAAUGUUAUUAUCUACCUCUUAUUUUACUUGUUUAGUGUUAGUAUUUAUUGUAAUGUAACAGCUGAAUCCUAAAGUAAUUAUAAAUACUUCUUUUGUGAUAAUUUGGUAAAUGAAGUAUGUACUAUUUCACUCAAAGAUAUGUUCAUUAGUAAGGUGUACAGUGUACAAAGUGCUCGAUCUUGUCAAAAAUAUUUAUUGCAAAAUAUAAUAAUGGGAUUAAAAUAUAAAA